AUGCACGUGGGAGCGUCCCUCUUUGUCCCCAGAAGAAGUGUCCCCCAGGAGAACGGUAUCCAAAUAAAUGUGCCAAAUCGUGAGCGAAGACUUUCGCCACUUCAUCAGGCAAUUGUUAAUGAGGAUGUUGAAAUGGUCUAUUUUCUGUGCAAAAAAGGAGCCGAUGUGCAUCAACGAUGCUACGGAUCAUUCUUCUGCGCUGACGAUCAAAAAGCGUCUCGUACGGACUCUCUUGAACAUGAAUGGGUUGAUCUGGUGCAAAACACACGGUAUACCGGGCAGAUGUAUUGGGGAGAGCUGCCACUAUCAUUUGCCGCCUGCACUAAUAACCAGGUACGAUAG
Cooperia oncophora is the source of this 342-nucleotide messenger RNA. The record is from the annotation of a GenBank genome assembly. Lineage: Eukaryota; Metazoa; Nematoda; Chromadorea; Rhabditida; Trichostrongylidae.